AUGGCCGUUGCAGUUGUUGGUGGAGCUUUGCUCUCUGGAUUCAUUAACAUUGUCAUUAACAAGUCCCUUAGAGAGGAUGUGGUCAACCGGCUCUUGGGCAAGAAACUUGGCCCUGGCUUGGUUGAGAGGCUGAAAAUUUCUCUGCUUGCUGCUGAAGCUGUGCUUGAUGAUGCUGAGUACAGGCAACUGGGCGACGAUCGUGUGAGGGAGUGGCUCAACAGUCUCAAGGAUGCUGUCUACAUUGCUGAUGACUUGCUGGAUGAUGUCCUCACCAAAGCCGCUACUCAAAAGGAGGUAUGUUCUUUCUGCCCCAGUUUCUUCCUCAACCGGGAUAGGAAGAUGGUAGAUAAGAUGGAAGGGGUGGUUUCAAGAAUAGAAUUUCUUGUAAGGCAAAAAGAUAUCCUUGGUCUUCAAAAUACUACCAAGGAUAAUAACUUGUCAUCACCAUCAUCGUCAUCAUGGCGAGAAAGCACAAGUCUGAUGAUGGAAGGGAGCAUAUAUGGCAGGGAGGAUGUUCAACAAGAUUUAAUCAAAAUAAUAAAUGACAAUAGUGAAUCUCAGUUAUCUGUGAUUCCUAUUGUUGGUUUGGGUGGGGUUGGUAAAACAACCUUAGCCAAAUGGGCGUACAGGGCCGUGAAAGGAUUUGAUGAUGAUAAUAAAGUAUGGGUCUGCAUCUCUGAAACAUUUGAUGUUGCUGACAUUACAAAGAGAACCAUUGAGGCGAUUAAUAAAGAUUCUUAUACCCUUGGGAGUUUAAAUUUGCUUCAAAAUAAACUGCAGCAAAUCUUGUCGGGAAAGAAGUUCUUUAUUGUUCUAGACGAUGUUUGGAGCAAAGAUGCCCAUAAGUGGAAGGAAUUUAUAACUCCUUUUCAAUGUGCGGCUAAGGGUAGUACAAUUCUUCUAACAACUCGCAAUCAAAAGGUUGCUUCAGUAGUUCAAACAUGUCCCUCUUUCAUUCUUAAUGAGUUGUCCGACAAGUCUUGUUGGUUAUUGUUUGCAGCCAAUGCAUGUUUUCCGCAGUCAAACGGUAAUCCAAUAUUAGAGGAAAUCGGUAGAAAGAUCAUCAAGAAGUGUAACGGGUUGCCAUUAGCUGUUGAAACACUUGGCCGCAUGUUGCGAGGAAAGGAUGAUGCUGAAGAAUGGAAAGCUGUUUUAAGGAGUGAUAUCUGGGAAUUUUCUACGGAAGAUAGUAAAAUUAUUCCAGCAUUGUUAAUAAGCUACUUCCAGCUACCUCCUUACUUGAAGCGUUGUUUCGUUUAUUGUUCAUUGUUUCCCAAAGAUCAUGAGUUUGAGAAAAAUGAACUAGUUUUGCUGUGGUUGGCUGAAGAUCUUUUACGGGUACCAAAGAGAGGAGAGAGUUUAGAAGAGGUUGGUUCUGAGUGUUUUGAAGAAUUAGCUUCGAGGUUAUUCUUUAAAAAGCUUCAAGACAAGUCUUAUGAACAUUUUACAACAACGUAUUUAUUUAGACUACCUCGGUGUCCUGCUGACAGGUACGUGAUGCAUGAUCUCUUGCAUGACUUGGCAAUAUUCCUUGCUGGAGACUUCUAUUGUACAAUACAAGAGCUUCGUGAACAAGAAAAGAAGAAGGUUCUCACUCGUCAUUUGUCAAAUUUGCCAUAUGGAAGGUUAGAUCAUCCAAUCUCAAAAGUCUUUAAGUCCGUUGUGAAAGCAGAAUCUUUGAGGACAUCGUUGUAUAUCAAUGAUUUGUUAAGCAUGGAAAGCAGAGCAUCAAAGUUGAAAUACUUGAGAGUUUUAUCCUUUUAUGGACUUGGUGCAUUACCAGGUUCAAUAGGUAAAUUGAUUCAUCUACGCUAUUUGAAUCUCUCUUGGACCAAUGUUAAGACAUUACCAGAGUCACUAUGCAACUUGUAUAAUCUACAAACAUUAAUAUUGUAUCAAUGUUCUAAACUGACCAUGUUGCCCGAUGGCAUGCUUAAACUUAUGAAAUUACGGCAUCUUGUCCUUAGCGGAACUUCUUUGAAAGAAAUGCCUAGAGGAAUAAGUAAAUGGAAACACAUGCAUAUUUUAGAUUACUUUGUGGUGGGCAAGCACAAAGACAAUGGAAUCCAGGAAUUAGGAGGGCUCUCAAAUCUUGAAGGAUCAUUGGAGAUUAAGAAGUUGGAGAAUGUUGUUGAUGUGAGACAAGCAAGGAGUGCAAGGAUGUUGGAGAAGAACCACAUUGACAAGUUAUGGUUGGAAUGGUGUUCAGAUGAUGAAAUGGUUUCAAACAGAGAGACUGAGAGAGAUAUACUCGACAGCUUGCAACCGCACACUGGCUUGAAAGAGUUGAGAAUGGAGGGAUACAAGGGCGAAAGAUUUCCAGAUUGGGUGGGACACUGUUCUUACAACAAUAUGACAACUGUAUGGCUAGAGUAUUGCAAGAAUUGCUGCAUGCUGCCUUCACUUGGACAACUGCAAUGUCUAAAGUCCCUGUGCAUUUCCGGUUUUCUUGAGCUCAAGCGUAUUGGUGAUGAGUUUUACAAGAGUGACAGCGAUCAUCAUUCCUCGCCUAUUGCACCGUUUCCUUCACUCGAGGAAUUGGUGUUUCAUAACAUGCCAUGCUGGGAGGAGUGGCACGUACCUCACCCAGAAGCUUUUCCUCGGCUUAGGAAACUUCGAAUAGAAGAUUGUCCGAUGUUAAAGGGCAUAUUGUGGAGAAGGGAUUGUUGUUUGCGGGAAGAUGAAGAAGGAAGAACUACUUAUUAUUGA
This is a messenger RNA of Arachis duranensis, 2709 nucleotides long. Its product is annotated as putative disease resistance RPP13-like protein 1. Bases 1 to 2709 code for a protein of 902 amino acids. Gene Ontology annotation, molecular function: ADP binding. The record is from RefSeq and is a predicted model, not a curated record. NCBI's taxonomy places the organism in Eukaryota, Viridiplantae, Streptophyta, Magnoliopsida, Fabales, Fabaceae. Gene Ontology annotation, biological process: defense response to other organism. The transcript has 2 exons.